Messenger RNA from Rubroshorea leprosula, 2460 nucleotides. The record is from the annotation of a GenBank genome assembly. Lineage: Eukaryota; Viridiplantae; Streptophyta; Magnoliopsida; Malvales; Dipterocarpaceae.
GCAGCCUGCGGGGGUUAUGUAGAAUACAGCUAAACUUAAUUGCUCUCGCCAAACACAGUGUGGCCCAAUGACCGUAACUCUUUGGAAAAGAAGUGGUGGCACCAACAGGCAGGAUUCAAGCUCUGGUCCCAUUCCUCCAUUCCCCCAGGGGUUCAUCGGGAUUUCUGCGGAAUGGGGUAGUCAACAGCUCAAUUGUAAUAUGGUGAAUGUGUAUGCUCCUUGUGAUAGAAGAGAGAAGGCUUUGUUGUGGGAGGAGAUGGGGGGUUUAGUGUUGGAACAGGGUGGGAGGUGGCUUUUAGCAGGAAAUUUUAACGCAGUUCGAAGUAUAAUAGAAAGGAAGGGGAGAUUAGGGGAGACACAGGAUAUGGAAGAGUUUAAUCGAUUUGUGGAAGGGACUGGUCUAAUUGAUGUCAAAUUGACGAAUAGGAAGUUCACCUGGUAUAGAUCUGAUGGAACCUCAAUGAGUAGACUGGACAGAUUUUUGUUAUCUUCAAAGAUGAGUACGUUGGAAAGAGAUUGGACACAAGUUGGGGUACGACGCUCAAUCUCAGACCACUGUGCUAUUAUUUUGAAAUCAAGAAAUGUUGAUUGGGGUCCUAAGCCGUUUCAAGCUCUUGAUGUUUGGCAACAACACCCAGAGUUUAGAGAUUUUGUGGCGGCUACUUGGGAAAAUAUGCGGAUUGAAGGCUGGGCAGCUUUUAAGUGUCAAAAAAAGCUGAAAUUAUUAAAGGAGGAAUGCAAAAGGUGGAACAAUGAGGUGUUUGGAAAUGUGGAGGUAAGAUUUGAGAGUGUGUUACAGCAAAUAGAGAAGUUGGAUAAAAAAAGUGAGGAGAAUGAUCUGGAUGAGAACGAGGUGAUGUUACGAAAGGAGUGCUCUCAGGAAGUUUGGGACAUAUUACAGAAAAGAGAAGCGGUGUGGAAACAAAAAUCGCGAGCCAAUUGGGCGUGUCUUGGGGAUGCAAAUACGACUUUCUUUCAUAGAUGUGUGCAUGCACGACAAGCACAGAAUGUCAUAUCAGGCAUCUUAGGUGAGGAUGGAUGGGUGGAGGAACCUGAAAGGGUAAAGGCGGAGGCAGUGAGGCAGUUGGUGGAUAGCGUGCUAAUCUUGAAUGAGGUAGUGCAUGAGGUAAAAAGAAGAAAGCAACAAAGCUUCAUGUUUAAAGCUGAUUUUGAGAAAGCUUAUGAUUGUGUGGAUUGGGGUUUUCUAGAUUGGAUGAUGGAUAGUAUGGGGUUUGGGGAUAAGUGGAGAAAAUGGAUUCGAGAAUGUCUUUCAACUGCAAGGAUUUCGGUGCUAAUAAAUGGAAGUCCAACGAAGGAAUUCUCUGCAUCCAAAGGCCUUCGUCAAGGUGAUCCUUUGUCUCCGUUUCUGUUCUUAUUGGUGGGAGAAGGUCUGUGUGGGAUGGUCAAAAAAGCUGAGUGUGAAGGGCUUUUGAGAGGGGUGGAGAUUGGAAGAGGAGGGGUGGUGUUGUCGUUAUUACAAUUUGCAGAUGACACAGUUUUCAUAGGGAAGGCUGAUGCAGAAAAUGUUAGAGUUGUGAAAGCUAUCUUGCUUUGGUGCUGGAGACAUGUUACACUGUGGGGUGGGCAAGGUGCCUUUUACAUACUUGGGCUUGCCAGUAGGAGGAACUCCAGGGAGGAAAAAGUUUUGGAAGUCAGUGCUAGAUCGGUUUCAUCAAAAGCUUGCCACUUGGAAAAGCCCACUACUGUCCUAUGGAGGCCGGAUUACCUUAAUAAACUCGGAGAUGGUUUAGAUAGCUUAUGGAAGAGGGUGAUUUGGGGAAAACAUUAUGGGGGUAGGAGGGAGAGGGAUGUUAUUUCCGCUGAGUGUUUGAAUAUGUCUCGGAUAUGGAAGGAUAUUGUGAGUUUGGAUAGUAGAUCGGAACGAUUAUCGAAGAUGUUAGUAAGGGGUUUUAAGUGGGAAGUUGGGGACGAAAGCUGUGUGGAUUUUUGGAGUGACAAAUGGGUGGGGGAUAAGUCUUUGAAGGAGUUAUAUCUUAGGUUAUUUGCGGUGGCUAUAAGGACGGAAGGAAGUCUGAAGGAUAUGGGUGUGUGGCGGGGAGAAAAUUGGGUUUGGGAUUGUAGGUGGAGAUGUGGAUGUAGAGGGAGGGCAGCAGAAGAGGAAGAACAUUUUAGGGCAAUGAUCAAUGGAUUUCAGUUGAGGAUAGAUAGGGAGGAUUCUUGGAGAUGGGUGCAUAGUAGUGAUGGUUGUUAUUCGGUGAAGGCAGCAUAUGAGUUUCUAACACCAACUUCUAGUUUUCUUGAGGAGAAAUGGGCUAAGGUGAUUUGGAAUAGAUAUGUUCCUUCUAAAGGGACGAUAUGGGUUGCGUGUUUUGUCAUGAGGGGGUGGAGCAACUUCAUCAUAUUUUAUGUGGGUGUAAAAGGGUAUGGUUAGUAUGGAUGAAGGUUGUAAUACCCCAAAUUUUCGGGAAUUUUAGCAUUUAAUUAAGGACUAAAUUGUGA